Musa acuminata subsp. malaccensis (wild Malaysian banana) is the source of this 978-nucleotide messenger RNA. RefSeq lists its product as uncharacterized. The record is from RefSeq and is a predicted model, not a curated record. NCBI's taxonomy places the organism in Eukaryota, Viridiplantae, Streptophyta, Magnoliopsida, Zingiberales, Musaceae.
GUUUAAAAGACCCAACACAUCAAGAGAAUCCAAGAAGGAGAGCGAAACCACAUGGGAAGCUCAGAUUCGCCUCUUUCGAUCUCCUCGAGCCCUAACCCUAGGGAGAUGAGGGAGGAAGAGUCGGAGGAGGAGGAGGAGGAGGAGAUCCAAUGGAGGGGAUGGAGGGACGAAGAGCCGUGGCCGCGGAAGAGCGGUGAGGUGAUGCUGGAGGGGUACGUGGACGCCAAGGGCGGCGGGGAGCAGGCGACGAAUGGCGUCGCGAGGACGAAGAGCCUGACGGACGACGAUCUGGAGGAGCUCAAGGGGUGCCUCGACCUUGGGUUCGGGUUCAGCUACGAGGAGAUCCCCGAUCUGUGCAACACUCUUCCAGCGCUGGAGCUCUGCUACUCGAUGAGCCAGAGGUUCUUGGACGAGAAGCAGCAGCAGAACCGGUCCAUCGACCGCUCAUCCUCUAGCGAGUCCCUAGAUCUGUCCGCGUUGCCGCCGUCUCCUCCCAUCGCCAACUGGAAGUUCUCCAGCCCAGGAGAUGAUCCUGAUGAAGUUAAAGCAAGACUGAGGUAUUGGGCCCAAGCAGUGGCUUUUACUCUCAGAUUAUGCAAGAAAUAGAGACUGCAUUUUUAUGAGUUCUUUUGAUGACUGGAAGAAUUAAUUGGUCGGAUUUUAAUGCCGAGCCCAUGUUUGGUAGAGUGACUAUGCCUGAUGCUUUCCUGCUCAAUGUCAUCAGAUGCAUCUGUGACUUUGUGGGAGGGUAGAGUUUCUUGUUGGAGUCACAUACCAGUAAUGGGACUGGAGGCAUCAAAGAAGAAGAGAGGUGUAGGAGAAAAACAUUGAUGUUCUGAGGUGUGAUAGCAGAUUGAUACAAUGGUAAAGAAUUAUGUUUCUAGUAUUCCAUGUAUGAUAGUGUAUAUGAAUAAAUUAUUCUUUGGCAUGUUCAUAGUCUUAGUAUUGAAUAUUAUUUAAACGAAGGAUUGGUUUGCA